AGCUUCACCACUCCCUUACUUCGUAUACUGAUAGUAUUUGUACUACAGAGUACUACGAUGUAGUAUCGUAUCGUAGUCCCCACAAUACCACGUCGUACAUUAGUACCUACCCUGCUUACAAGAACUCCGGAACUACCUAUUCCACCCUUUUUACCUUUUACAAAUCAUUCUCCAUCUAAAUAAAUUAUAACAUAGAUACACAUUUUGCCGCUAUAAGUACAUUUUUCAAUUCUCUGAGUAGAGAAUGGAGCACAGCGGUACGAAAAUCAGCCCCGCUGCCUUGUUCUCGGCUGAUGGCUUGAUCAUUGUUGUGACUGGUGGCGGGAGUGGAAUUGGCAAGGCUAUGGCAUCAGCAGCUUGUCAGGCUGGCGCAUCCAGGGUGUACAUUCUCGGGCGCCGUCUUGAGGUGAUCACCAAUACUGCCAAGGAACUCAACGAGACCCAAGUGAAAGUCGUUCCCCUUCCAUGUGAUGUGAGAUCCAUUGACUCUGUGAAUGCGGUCGUCCAGCAUAUCGAGAAGGAGUCGGGAUACAUCGAUGUCCUCGUCAACAAUGCAAGCAUUCCGAAUCCUUUCUUCGACCCAGAGAGCGUGGACACAAUCGAGGCCCUGCAGCAGGGGCUUCUCGAGGCUCAUAAAGGUAGUCUCAACGUCCUAGACACCAACAUAGCCGCUAUCAUUGGUACAUCAACCGCCUUCCUUCAUCUUCUCCAUAAGGGCAAUAUUCGACGUGGCUGGCCAGUGAAGAAGCUCCAGGCGACCGAUACCAACACACGGUCCCUCGAACAUUCACAGUCCAAUGUCGAACCAGGAGACAGGCGAACCAGCCAGAUUAUCACCAUGUCUUCCAUGGGAGGCAUACAAAGGUCGGGCCUAACCGGGCUUGCCUACACCGCGAGCAAAACCGGAGUCGUCCAUCUGGGACAAACGCUAUCAACGAUACUGGCUCCUUGGAAUAUCAGGAGUAACGUCUGCAUUCCUGGAUACUACCACAGUGAGAUGACGGCACCUCUGCCAGUCAUGCAAAAUAUGCGGUUCGGCAACACGCCGGCGGGACGAGCUGGCGAUCCUCUUGAUGUGGCUGGGUUCUUCUUAUUCUUGGUCGGGAUGAGCGGGUCAUUCAUUAAUGGAGCCGUGUUGCUUAGUGAUGGGGGAAGGUUCUCUAUUAACCCGCCGUGGUUUUAGAAACUGAAGAAUACAUGACGAGGAUAUGUCUCUCAAA
Molecule: messenger RNA, 1220 nt
Organism: Annulohypoxylon maeteangense
Lineage: Eukaryota; Fungi; Ascomycota; Sordariomycetes; Xylariales; Hypoxylaceae
Exons: 2
Coding region: 245-1183 (312 amino acids)
Source: RefSeq, a predicted model, not a curated record